AUGGCGGCUGUCUGCCGCGGCUUCUCUGCCGCCCUGCCCUGCUUCUUCUCUGCCGCGCAUCCUGGGCGGCCGGCGCAGAGCAACCACAGAAAAGAGAACAAGUGCGUCUUCUGCAAUGAUGCCUGGAUGGCUCAGACUUGCCUCACCGUUGGGGGGCGUCGCAGCAUCACGCGCUCCUUGAAGGCUUUCCGGCAGGCAUACCAAGAGCGCCCCUACAUCUACAACGUGGCCAUGAUGCGGGUCCCGGACGAGCGGCGCGAGAGCUUCCACGCAGCGGCGCUGGAGGAGCGGCGCCGGCCAGCCAACAAGCCUCGCGGUGCCCCUGCGAGCUCUCAGGCCACUGCAGUAAAGGAGGAAUGGCAGCAAUGCCUCACCAAUCGCAAGCGUGCUUUCAAGAAGCUGCGGAGUAAGGAGGUUACGGCGUACAAGAAGCGGCGCACAGCAGACCGCAACCGGGUGGUCAAGAAGUUCUUCCUGGACAACGACCUCUCGGCGCCCGAAGAGCUCGCCGACGUGGCCCCCAACGACUCGGGCACGCCGGCCCCUGCAGUUUCGGAACGGGCCAGGUUCGUGGAGCUCUGGUGCAAGCUAGGAUGCUGGGGCAUCUGCGAGGAUUGCCGCUCGCUGCAGCCGCGGCCUUUGGAGCCGAUUGACACACGGCGCGUGGCCAAGGCUGAAAUCAGGCCAAGACCUGCAAGCAGUGCCACGGCAAUGUGCGAGACCACGGAGCGUGCCACAGACUCCCGGCGGGUGGCUGCGGCAUUGGCCAGAAACGCGGCAUUGAGCGAGGACGAGGGCGAAGAGGAGCAACCAGCAGACUCCGGUCGCCAUAGCGUCAAGCGGAGCUUUAUGCGCAAGGUCCUGAGUCCGCUCAUCGGGUACAGCCAGGAUUUCGAGCUGCUGCAGUUCGUGUACGACCUCACCCUGUGGUCGCGCGUCGGAGGCGGCAAGAAUGCCUGUGCCGGUCUGCCAUUGCGCUUGGUCCUCAAGGGCGAAACCUUCUCGCCAUUGUACUGGAAGACCAAGCACCAGGCGCUCGUAGACAUGCAGCGUCAGUGCGGCUUCCCGACGUUGUUCAAGACCAUGGCCCCGAUGCAGCUGGCGGGCCUGGAGACCCUGCGCACUGCCCACGUGUUCACGGAGCUGAACCGCGGCCUCUACUCCGGCAUGAACAAGACCGCCGCGCAGGACGGCUGGAAGGAUCACAUCUUGGCCGCGCGCCAGGCUGACGUGCGGACCGUCGUGAACUACUUUCAACGCCUGGAGUUCCAGGAUGGAAAGCGCAAGUUGCCGACCCAGGACUAUCACGGCAGCGGCAGGGUGCACGUGCACAGCCUCGACUACCUCCAGAACGUUGAGCACGUGGGGCUGGAGUCCAAGAUAGCGCCGGUGCUCCGAGGCUACAUGCUCGGUCGCCCGCACGGCCGCAGUGACAGUGGUUGGCCA
Messenger RNA from Symbiodinium pilosum, 1446 nucleotides. The record is from the annotation of a GenBank genome assembly. Lineage: Eukaryota; Dinophyceae; Suessiales; Symbiodiniaceae.